Vairimorpha ceranae is the source of this 167-nucleotide messenger RNA. RefSeq lists its product as hypothetical. The transcript has a single exon. NCBI's taxonomy places the organism in Eukaryota, Fungi, Microsporidia, Nosematidae. The annotation marks the transcript as partial. The record is from RefSeq and is a predicted model, not a curated record.
ACAAUCUAACCAAUAAAAUACUUUAUAUAAGAAAAAGGUUUCUGUUUUUAUCCUUUAUUUAUAUUUUAUGCGUUUUUAAAUCAUUUCUCUUAAAAAAUAUUUAUUUUUUACUUUAUGACACUAUUUUUUCGAAUACACCAAGAUUACUAUUUUAUCAAAUCAGUUAA